AUGGCAGAACUUAACUGGAAUUUUGAGGACUUACAAGACAUCUUCAAUGACUAUAAUUACAGUUACAACACCGACAUGCCUGAUAUCCAGCCAGACUCUUCCCCGUGCAGGCAAGAAUUUCUGGAUGUCAACAAGUACGCCGUGGUGACCACCUACGUCCUGGUGUUCCUGCUGAGUCUGCUGGGCAACGCCCUGGUCAUCCUGGUCAUCUUCUUCAGCCAGAUCAGCCGCUCGGUCACCGACAUCUACCUGCUCAACCUGGCCGUGGCCGACCUGCUCUUCGCCCUGACCUUGCCCAUCUGGGCCGCGUCCAAGGCCAAGGGCUGGGUCUUCGGCACCCCCCUGUGCAAGCUGGUCUCCCUCCUGAAGGAGGCCAACUUCUACAGCGGCAUCCUCCUGCUGGCCUGCAUCAGCGUGGACCGCUACCUGGCCAUCGUGCACGCCACCCGCACGCUCACCCAGAAGAGGCACUUGGUCAAGUUCAUCUGCCUGGGCAUCUGGACCUUGUCCCUGGUCCUGUCCCUGCCGCUGUUUAUCUUCCGCGAGACCUACAAGCCACCCUACUCCGGGCCCGUGUGCUACGAGAACAUGGGGGCCAACACCACCAAGUGGCGCAUAGUGAUGCGGAUCCUGCCCCAGACCUUCGGCUUCCUCCUGCCCCUGCUGGUCAUGCUCUUCUGCUACGGGCUCACCGUGCGCACGCUCUUCGAGGCCCACAUGGGGCAGAAGCACCGCGCCAUGAGGGUCAUCUUCGCCGUGGUGCUGGUCUUCCUGCUCUGCUGGCUGCCUUACAACCUGGUGCUGGUGGCCGACACGCUGAUGCGCCUCGGGCUCAUCCGGGAGACCUGUGAGCGCCGCAACCACAUUGGCCGCGCCCUGGACGCCACCGAGAUCCUGGGCUUCCUGCACAGUUGCCUCAACCCCUUCAUCUACGCCUUCAUCGGCCAGAAGUUCCGCCACGGGCUCCUCAAGCUCCUGGCCCACUACGGCCUGGUCAGCAAGGAGUACCUGGCCAAGGAGGGCCGGACUUCCUUCGCCGGCUCCUCCACUUCCACCACCCUCUAA
This is a messenger RNA of Sorex araneus (European shrew), 1065 nucleotides long. It is a transcript of the gene CXCR2, whose product is annotated as C-X-C motif chemokine receptor 2. Gene Ontology annotation, biological process: G protein-coupled receptor signaling pathway; neutrophil chemotaxis; immune response. Gene Ontology annotation, molecular function: C-X-C chemokine receptor activity; interleukin-8 binding. Lineage: Eukaryota; Metazoa; Chordata; Mammalia; Eulipotyphla; Soricidae. Gene Ontology annotation, cellular component: membrane. The transcript has a single exon. Bases 1 to 1065 code for a protein of 354 amino acids. The record is from RefSeq and is a predicted model, not a curated record.